CUCUCUGGCCUGAUAAUUGGCUGUGGUUGUGGUGGGCGGGGCUGGAUGCAGCACGCACGGAAGUGUUGUGUGUCAGAGAGCUCCUUGCUGAGUAAGUGAGAGAGACAGAGAGGUCCAUGGACGACUGCCUUUGGCAUGAAAGCAAUGGUCCCGGCAUUUCUCCCCCUCCCCCAGUAAACUCCUGUACACUUUCUCCCAGUACAGCAUACUCCACAGAUAACUUUACAUUUCCACACUCAAAUGUAAUGUGACCGGAAGAACAUACAUUACUUCUGAUGUCAGAAGAAUUUUAGAAGCCAUACAAAGCAUGUUACAGACAUGUUGGGUUUGAAGGAACAGACAAUCUCCAUUUUCUUCCUUGCCUGAUGUAUAUUGAUGCAGCCUGUUAAAUUUACUAUUAGCCAUUCCUUACAUACCGCGUCCUACUUCUCAUCUAUAGAGCCUGGUACUGCUUAUUGCAAUCGUUCUUUAUUAUGCUUAACCAUGUGUAAAAUAUCACCCUAGUCCCAGCAAGCGCAGCCCUGUGUUUUAUGACGCCGGCACUCUUGCCAAGAUUAGAGAUUUAGGACACGAAUUGCCAGGCAGCUAUUGUGCCACUGUGAUUACUACCCAUCCUCCAUCAUGUCUAAUGGAUCAUCACCCCCUCUGCUGCUAUGGAUGGAAGACAUGUUUAUACUGACCUUUCUGCGGGCACGGAGACUACUUCUGCAGACUGGAAUAUUGUUUUGCAUCCUGCUCUUGCUUCUCUGGGUGUCUGUGUUUUUAUAUGGCAGCUUCUACUAUUCCUAUAUGCCAACUGUGAAAUACUCCAGCCCAGUGCACUACCAGUAUAGCUCCGAUUGUGAUUCGCCACCGGGAAUCGUGUGCUCAUUCCCAACAGCCAAUGUGUCUCUUCUGAGAAAUAAUCGUGAUCGGGUGCUGAUGUAUGGACAGCCUUACCGCAUUACUCUGGAGCUCCAUCUCCCAGAGUCCACUGUUAAUCAGGAUCUUGGGAUGUUCAUGAUCUCUAUAUCAUGUUACACUCGAGGGGGGAAACAGAUUGCCUACAAUGCUCGAUCAGCAAUGUUGUACUACAAAUCUCCUCUCCUGAGGACACUAGAGACUCUGACCACAUUUCCAUUAUUGCUGUCCGGUAUGUCGGAACAGAAGCAAUCUGUUGAAGUGGAGCUGUACUCUGAGUAUCGGGAGGAUUCGUAUGUCCCGACCACAGGGGCAGUGAUACAAAUACAGAGUGUCCGCUUACAGAUAUACAGUGCAGAGCUCCGCGUCCAUGCACACUUUACUGGACUCAGGUACCUGUUGUAUAAUUUCCCGGUCAUGUCUGCUGUAAUUGGCAUUUCCAGCAACUUCAUCUUUAUGAGCAUCUUGGUUUUGCUCAGCUAUCUCCAGUGGGGUUUUCGGAGAUCUCAUGUGAGGGCUGACCCAGGGCUAAGCGGCACUGAAACUGGUACAACAGAGAUUCAAGGACAAAGAUCCAUUGAGACAGAUGAAGAUAGUCCACUAGACGCAGAGACUCUUGGGCAUGGUGAAGAUGGAGAAAGAGAUACCGAUGGGUCUUCCCAGGCAGCUGAGGUCCCUGAAGAGUGUGAAGAAAAGUCUUCCCUUGUGGAUACAGAAGACUCUGGAGCUAUGGGUGCUCGGAGCGAGCUGCCCACUGAAAGUUUUGCCCUUCGUCACAGGAGUGCACUGAGUAGUGGGUACUGACCAAUAAAGUUUGGACUUUGGCAUUCACCCUAUACCCUUUCAGAGGGCUGAUGGUGCUGAUGGUGCUGGUAUAGCUAAGUGGAUAUUAAAUUAUAAUGCAAACUGCCCGUAGGUGCGAGAUGCUGGCAAGAAGAGCUAGCCAAUUAAUUCUUUUUUAGAAUGAUGGUGGCACGUACAUGCAUGCACAUAUCAGCGGAGCAUGUUUAUGCACCGAGUAGAUGCCUGCAAUGUCGUCUUUAGCACGGAGAAAUUAUGAUUUUUACGGAGACUGGAUAGCUGGCCAUGCAGACUUCCCAUAGAUAACAUUGUCCAGAUGUAAACCGUUGCAUGAGAUGACAUUUAUCCUAUGUCAUGGGUGCUCAACCUGUGGCCCACCAGCUGUUGCAGAACUACAAGUCCCAUGAAGCACUGCAAGUUGCUGACAGUUCUAAGCAUGACUCCCAAAGACAGAGGCAUGGGGGGACUUGUAGUUUCGCAACAGCUGGAGGGCAAAAGGUUAAGCAUCCAUGUCCUAUGUCUAAGGGGCAGCUUUAUAUAUGCUAUGUAUUUACACCUAUUGUUGAACUGCAACACUCUCAUGUUAUCUAAACUACUGAGAACAACCAGCUCUCCCUCUAUUGAAACAUAACACAGAGAGGAGGAUCUUUACUGCUUUAGGCUGCAUUCACACCUGAGCGUUUUGUCGCCUGAAGCGCGACGCCCCAAAACGCUAGAGG
This is a messenger RNA of Rana temporaria (common frog), 2420 nucleotides long. RefSeq names its product BSCL2 lipid droplet biogenesis associated, seipin (gene BSCL2). Gene Ontology annotation, cellular component: endoplasmic reticulum membrane. The record is from RefSeq and is a predicted model, not a curated record. Bases 622 to 1704 code for a protein of 360 amino acids. The transcript has 10 exons. NCBI's taxonomy places the organism in Eukaryota, Metazoa, Chordata, Amphibia, Anura, Ranidae. Gene Ontology annotation, biological process: lipid storage; lipid droplet organization.